Molecule: messenger RNA, 627 nt
Organism: Oikopleura dioica
Lineage: Eukaryota; Metazoa; Chordata; Appendicularia; Copelata; Oikopleuridae
Source: the annotation of a GenBank genome assembly
AUGAUUCAUGAAUCACUUUUGCACCACGACCUGCUCUUCAAGCUCCUCCUCAUCGGCGACUCCGGUGUUGGAAAAACAUGUGUUCUUUUCAGAUUUUCGGACGACACAUUCAACACAACAUUUAUUUCCACGAUCGGCAUCGACUUCAAAAUCAAGACCGUCGAGCUCCAAGGAAAGAAAAUCAAGCUUCAAAUUUGGGACACUGCCGGUCAGGAGCGAUUCCACACAAUCACCACCAGCUACUAUCGCGGAGCAAACGGAAUUCUCCUGGUGUACGACAUCACGCAGCCGAAGACAUUCGACAAUAUUUCAAAAUGGCUACGAAAUAUCAACGAGCACGCGUCCGAAGAUGUCGAAAGGAUGCUGAUAGGAAAUAAAUGCGAUAUGGAAGAUAAGCGUUUAAUAUCGGAGGAGCGUGGGAAGAAAGUCGCUGAAGAAAAUGGAAUUAAGUUCUUUGAGACCUCGGCGAAAGAGAAUAUCAAUAUCGAACUCGCUUUUAAUACGCUCGCUGAGGAUAUUCUGAACAAGCAGAGGCCAAUUGAGGACAACAACGUAGCCACAGGAGUUAAUUUGCAAGGGGGAAACCAAUCGAGCUCAGGCGGACCCGGAUCCUGUUGCAAAUUGUAA